AGGAGAACUUGAAUAUGAAGAGGAGGUGUGGACAGCACAGGGUAUUGUGCAAGGGAUAGAGUUGGAUAGUGUAUGCUGUAGUCUAUCACUCUAACUUAUUUGCAGACUGAAUAUUGUGACAAGGUAAUUUAUAGUAAAAUUUGGACCAGAAGACAGCGAGUAGAGACCAGGAACUCUGGAAUUUGUAAGUGGAAACACUGCACCGAAGUGAAAUCAAACAAACAGCUUCGGGAAACUACCUUUACUGCACUACCAGCUGCCCACAAUAAGAGAGAUGGUGACUGCAAUGACCCCGGGGCUCCUUCUCCUGACAGCUGUUCUUGCCGUAUGGAUGGAUCCGGCCGUUGGGCGCAUUGAGCUGAGCCCACCUCGACCGUGGAUAAAUGGCUCUGUCACAUUUAUUGUCACUGGUGUCCAGGGGAGCAUCAGAUUCUUGGAUUGGUACAGAGGAAGUGAUACAAAUGCUGACAAUCAAAUUUUUAGGCUGCAAGAAGGCUUUCCCACAAUUCAAGGGAGACGUUACUUUAAGGAAGCCAUUGGGUUUACUAAUGGCUCUAUGCAGAUUGUAAAUCUCCAGAAAGACUUUGAGGGUCCUUACACAGUCGAGAUCCAGGCGGACGAUCUGUUACAGUACACAGCACAUUUGACUGUACUUGGUACAGAAAAUUCAAGGCAACGUCAUCAGGUUCAUGAGGAAUAUGCAGAAGUAGAAAUACCUGGAGAGAGAAAGGAGGACACCAACCCAACCGUAUCAACACAGAUGGUGGUUCAGCACAUGAAACAAAGCUUAAAAUAUCAAAAUAAGCUUGCCACUGUAAUGGAGCGAAUAGAGAAAACUUUGGUGAAAGUGACUGAUGCUUUAAAUGAUCUCACUGGUUCAGUAAAGGAGCUAAACUCUCAGCAAAACAAACACAGCACAAAAUAGUCCCUUCCAGUAACACUAGAGUGGGCAACACACCUGCAACAAGAGCACAGAGGUGUAAUAAUGUGCACCAAGGGUGGGAGGGCAGUCUACUAUGCAGAGAAGAAAUUGUAACAAUCAAUUUAUUCCACUGUGCUGGUUAACAAAAUGGUGUCGUCAUGGCAGAAUUAAUUGUUUCAAUCAUGACAUGUGUAUUUAGCUAAAUAUUAAACAUUAUGACGAUACUACAUAAAAACUCUUUGAUAUGGCCUCCCAGUAGAGGUGAAACUGGUGAAUUGCCUCCUGCCUCCACUGGCCAUUUAGGAUUCUCCUCAGUGCAUACUACAAUACAUAUAUCAGUCCCAUGUUAUUUCCUCAGUGGUUGAAAAGGGGAAUUUGGAGUAGGGGGUAUGGAAAAUUAAAGAGAAUAGCCGGGAAUCUGGGGUACCUAGUACUCCAGAAACUUUAGGGAUUUCGAUUAUGUGAAAUAAAUUUUAAAUACUUUUUACCAAAGCAGCCGGUGAUCGCUGAAUUAGAUGCCGUGCGCUAAACAGUGCAGGGAGAGAGGCGGGGGCUGCCCAGCUGCUUAGGGAGCACUGGGCAUGCCCCUAAAAUGACGGAAAAUGGUGGUCGCGCCGUGAGACCCCACCCCUUCUGGUGAAGCCCCGCCCCUUCUGGCAAAGCACUACCCCCUUUCAAACUAGACUGCGCCUCCGGCGCGGCAUGUCCCACCUCACCUGCUUCCAAAGUUGGGAGGUAUGAUAAUAGCAUAAAAGAAACCACAUCAUAUAAAGUUUUUCAACUUGUGUUCAUUACCUCCCGUGUCUAUCCACCUCUUCCCUAUAUCUGUUUUAUUUCCUCAUUCCUUAAUGUCUCACAUGUCCCGGAACAAGGAAGAAAAGAUUGGUCUUAGGUGGCGCACUAAUACAACUGAUUUUACAUUUAAAAUAUAACUUUUAUUUCAUAUACUUAAAAAGCCUGUAACUGUGAAAUAUUAAAAUAAAUUAAAGGACAAGUGAAAGACA
Pseudophryne corroboree (corroboree frog) is the source of this 1926-nucleotide messenger RNA. RefSeq lists its product as uncharacterized. The record is from RefSeq and is a predicted model, not a curated record. NCBI's taxonomy places the organism in Eukaryota, Metazoa, Chordata, Amphibia, Anura, Myobatrachidae. The transcript has 3 exons. Bases 275 to 925 code for a protein of 216 amino acids.